AUGCUGAUCGAGAACGACCAAUCUGUGGAUUGGUAUUACGCCAUCUCACCCAAGGUGCUCAACUGGACUUUGUUGGCAGGCUACAUCGUUCUCCCUUCCACGUUCACGACCAUGAAUCGCUCCGAAGCUUUCAACACCAUGAUGGAAGAUAACGAGCUUGUGCUGAAGGCAUUUCAGAAUCCUCCUUUACUUGGACUUGCACUGUUCUUGUUUAUUGUUUCCCUGAUAGGGUUGACUUGUAUAUGGUGGGUCUGGAAGUGCAAUUAUAUCUGGCUCACAAACUCACUACUCGGCUUCAGCACGACCUUGCUAAACGUAUACGCUGUGCGGGAUGGUACAUGGUCGGCCAUUGCCAUAGCUUCCAUCACCGCAACUAGCUUCUGCUUACUCAUCUCCAUCCUUGCGUAUACAAUCUAUAGUAUAUGGCUUUUGAAACCCAUAAGAGCAGCUCGAGCCGGUCGGAACGUGGAAGGUUAUAGCACGGCCGAUACCGCGACCCACAGGAAAGAGUGA
This is a messenger RNA of Truncatella angustata, 513 nucleotides long. RefSeq lists its product as uncharacterized. Lineage: Eukaryota; Fungi; Ascomycota; Sordariomycetes; Amphisphaeriales; Sporocadaceae. The coding region runs from base 1 to 513 and encodes 170 amino acids. The record is from RefSeq and is a predicted model, not a curated record. The transcript has a single exon.